AUGGGUAAGCAGAGUCCACCACAGGUGAACCAAGCCCACCACGGGCGAGCAGAGCCCACCAUGGGCAAGGAGAGCCCACCACGGGUGAACCAAGCCCACCAUGGAUGGGGCAUCCUCUUCUCCCACCCACGGGACUUCACCCCCGUCUGCACCACAGAGCUUGGCCGGGCGGCAAAGCUGGCACCUGAGUUCAGCAAGCGCAACGUGAAGAUGAUCGCCCUCUCCAUUGACAGCGUCCAAGACCACCUCUCCUGGAGCAAGGACAUCAACGCAUACAACGGGGAACAACCUGAGGAGAAACUCCCCUUCCCCAUCAUUGCCGAUGCGAAGCGGGAGCUCGCUGUCAAGCUGGGAAUGCUGGACCCAGAUGAGCGGGACAAGGACGGCAUGCCCCUGACUGCUCGGGUGGUGUUCAUUUUUGGCCCAGAUAAGAAGCUGAAGCUCUCCAUCCUGUACCCAGCCACCACUGGGAGAAACUUUGAUGAGAUCCUGAGAGUGGUGGACUCCCUGCAGCUAACGGCAUACAAGAAGGUCGCCACCCCUGUGGACUGGAAGCCUGGUGACAGCGUCAUGGUUGUGCCCACCUUACCUGAUGAGGAAGCAAAGAAGCUCUUUCCCAAAGGAGUCUUCACGAAGGACCUCCCGUCAGGCAAGAAGUACCUGCGUUACACCCCGCAGCCAGAGUGAGCGGCUCUGCCCAGCCAUCCCGCCGGGCGGCGCGUCGGUCAGUGUCGGGAGCCUUCCCCGUGCCCAGCUCCUGCCUCCCUGACACCGUGUGAUCAGCAGCCUCGUACCAUCACACUGACAGUGCAUCGCAAUACUAAACCAACCAGCCUUCCCCAUCCCUUUCAUCCCCCACAUCCCCUCCAAACUAAAACCCUGGGUGUUUUCUUGCCUUCAAUCAGCCCCGCAAGGAAGAGGUUAACAGAACAGGGGGGGCUCCAGGGCUC
Molecule: messenger RNA, 950 nt
Organism: Antrostomus carolinensis (chuck-will's-widow)
Lineage: Eukaryota; Metazoa; Chordata; Aves; Caprimulgiformes; Caprimulgidae
Gene: PRDX6
Product: peroxiredoxin 6
Exons: 5
Coding region: 1-687 (228 amino acids)
Biological process (GO): cell redox homeostasis; cellular oxidant detoxification
Cellular component (GO): cytosol; mitochondrion
Molecular function (GO): peroxiredoxin activity
Source: RefSeq, a predicted model, not a curated record